This is a messenger RNA of Scophthalmus maximus (turbot), 516 nucleotides long. Its product is annotated as progonadoliberin-1-like. The transcript has 4 exons. Gene Ontology annotation, molecular function: hormone activity. Gene Ontology annotation, cellular component: extracellular region. Bases 184 to 480 code for a protein of 98 amino acids. Gene Ontology annotation, biological process: multicellular organism development. The record is from RefSeq and is a predicted model, not a curated record. Lineage: Eukaryota; Metazoa; Chordata; Actinopteri; Pleuronectiformes; Scophthalmidae.
UUUUAAACAGCUCUGCAGGUCACAAGUAAGUGUUGUCUAAUCCCACUUAGCGCCCCCCCUGCAGUAAAGCGUUGGUCUAUGACAAAUGGAAGCAUCAAAGGCUUAUAAAAGCCUCUGAGAAUAGUGUGCAGCAGCAUCUACAAAGGACAGCCUGACAAUCAAGUCAAAGAAGCUACCUGUUUCAUGCAUAGAAGGAUGGCUGUGACAACCUUGGCUCUGUGGCUGCUGCUUGUGGCGAUGUUAGUGCCACAGCGCUGCUGUCAGCACUGGUCAUAUGGACUGAGCCCAGGAGGGAAGAGACAAGUGGACAGUCUUUCAGAGACUCUGGGCAAUAUAGUCGAGGGGCUUCCACAUGUGGACACAACCUGCAGAGUUAUUGGUUGUACAGAGGAAUCACCUUAUGCAAGGAUGUACAGACUGAAAGGAUUCCUUGGCAGCGGCCCCGACAGGGGAAAUGGACACAGAACAUAUGAAAAAUGAUGAUAACCAGACUCUAAAAUAAAUAAUUAUAUAGAA